Lampris incognitus (smalleye Pacific opah) is the source of this 9252-nucleotide messenger RNA. It is a transcript of the gene sbf1, whose product is annotated as SET binding factor 1. Bases 150 to 5915 code for a protein of 1921 amino acids. The transcript is spliced from 43 exons. The record is from RefSeq and is a predicted model, not a curated record. Lineage: Eukaryota; Metazoa; Chordata; Actinopteri; Lampriformes; Lampridae.
GCAGAGUGACAGUAUGGCGGCGGAAUACAGCUGGAAGGAUGCUACUGUCGCCCGCGAUGUGUCACUCGCCGGCAGGACGUACUAAAUGGAAUAUUGACGUCGAAAGAAGAGGAUUUUAGCGAGGCAGGCCUGUCACCUUGAAGUCCGAGAUGGCCAGGCUUGCCGACUACUUCGUGGUGGUCGGUUACGAUCUCGAUAAACGAGGGGGCAGUGAGGGUCAAGGUCGCAUUCUCCAACGGUUUCCUGAGAAGGACUGGGAAGACAACCCAUUCCCACAGGGCAUAGAGCUGUUCUGUCAGCCCAACGGGUGGCAGCUGGUCCCUGAAAGGCAGCCUCCCUCCUUCUUUGUGGCGGUGUUGACGGACAUUAACUCGGAGCGUCACUACUGCGCCUGCUUCACCUUCUGGGAGUGCCUAGACAACCCACAGCUGCAGAAAGCCGAGGCCAGCGAGGUGGAUGAGGAUGAGGAACCGGGGGUCGACCAGCCGGCCCAUAUAUUUGCCCCCAAGAGCCUGGUUCUGGUGUCCCGGCUAGACCACACUGAGGUCUUCAGGAACUGUUUGGGGCUCAUUUACACUGUCCAUGUGGACAGCCUGACAGUCCCCCUGGAAACUGUAAUCGGAAAUCUCCUCACCUGUGUUAUCCCCAUCGCUGGAGGCUCCCAGCCGGGCCAGGAGGAGAGAGAGGAGAAUUUGAGGACCAUAACCCUAGGGGCGGGUGAUCGGCAGGUGAUCCAGACUCCCAUCAAUGACUCCCUCCCUGUCAGCGGCAGCAGCGUGGCUCAACUCUUCAGACAGCUCGGCAUAGUCAACGUGCUGUGCUUGUUCUGCGCCGCCCUCACCGAACACAAGAUCCUGUUCCUGUCCACCAGCUACCAGCGCCUUACGGAUGCCUGCCGGGGCCUGCUGGCCAUCAUGUUUCCACUCAAAUACAGCUUCACCUAUGUUCCCAUCCUACCGGGGAAACUCCUGGAGGUCCUCAGCACGCCCACGCCCUUCAUCAUUGGGGUCAACUCUUUCUUCCGCUCCGAGACACAGGAACUGUUGGAUGUUAUCAUUGCUGACCUGGACGGCGGCACAGUGACCAUCCCAGAGUGUGUCCACAUCUCCCUUCUCCCCGAGCCUCUUCUCCAGCAGACCCAGACCGCACUCUCCAUGGUUCUGGAUCCAGAGCUGGAGAUAGCUGACCAAGCCUUCCCCCCAUCCUCCACACAACCCUCAGCACUCAAGAUCCUGGAUAAGGAGAUCCGAGCGGUCUUUCUAUGGCUGUUCGCCCGGCUGUUCCAGGGCUAUCGUUGGUGUCUGCAUAUCAUUCGGAUCCACCCAGAACCAGUCAUCCGCUUCCAUAAGGCGGCCUUCCUUGGUCAGAGGGCGCUGUCAGAGGACGAUUUCCUGAUGAAGGUUCUAGAUGGCAUGGCCUUCGCGGGCUUCGUGUCAGAGAGAGGGCCUCCCUACAGAACCACUGACCUGUUUGAUGAGCUGAUAGCCAAUCAGGUGGCGCGAAUUCGACAAGAGGAGGCAUGCCCACACAAAGUCAUGAGCCACAUCAAGGAGCUGGCUGAGCGGUUGUUUAAAAAUGAAAACCCUUAUCCCACAGUCGCAAUGCACAAAGUCCAGCGGCCGGCCGAGAGCCCCAACCAGGCUCACCCCCAGACCCGACCCCCAUUCCCCAUCCUGGACGAGGUCAGCGUGCAGCUUUUCAUCGACCACGCCACCGCCAAGCUGAAGACGGCCCCGCCUGUGGUCAAAGCUGAACUGAAGAGCAUGGUGCCCUCUGGACCCCCUCUGGGAGACAUAGUGGACAGGAACAGUAACGCGCUGGCCAACAGUGCCCGCAGGCUGGAGGUGGUCAGGAACUGCAUCACAUACAUCUUCGAUAACAAGAUGCUGGAGGCCAAGAAGCUGAUGCCCGCAGUACUGCGGGCGCUGAAGGGCCGGGCAGCAAGGGUGUGUCUGACUCAGGAGCUCAAUCAGCACGUCCUGCAGAACCGAGCCGUGCUGGACGACCAGCAGUUCGACUACAUCGUCCGCAUGAUGAACUGCACCUUACAGGAUUGCUCCCAUAUUGACGAACACGGGAUUGCAGCCGCGCUCCUUCCCUUGGUCACGGCCUUUUGCAGAAAACUGGGGGCCGGCAUCACUCAGUUCGCCUACAGCUGCGUUCAGGAGCACAUGGUGUGGACCAACAUGCAGUUCUGGGAAGCCAUGUUCUACAGUGAUGUCCAGAACCACAUCCGGGCCCUCUACCUGGAGACAGAGGAGGGCGAGCAGCAGACCAACUCUGGGCAGCAAGUUGGGACGGGCGGCGGGCGGGAGGUGCUGAGCGCUCUGGAGCUGGCGUCGGAGCAGAGCCGACUGUGGCCCACGCUCAGCAAGGACAUGCAGACAGAGCGUGUGCAGAAGGAGGAGAGCACGGUGUUCAGCCAGGCCAUCCACUACGCCAACAGGAUGAGCUACCUGCUGCUGCCGCUGGACACCAGCAAGAACCGUCUGCUGCGCAGCACCGGCCUCGGGGACGUGGAGAGCGUCAGCAACAGCUACGUCACUAACAGUAUCGCCGGCAGCAUGGCGGAGAGCUACGACACGGAGAGCGGCUUCGAGGAUGCCGAAAGCUCUGAUGUGGCGAACUCCGUGGUUCGGUUCAUCAACCGCUUCGUGGACAAAGUGUGUAAUGAGAGCGGGGUCACCAAUGAACACCUGAAGGCUCUUCACACCAUGAUACCAGAUAUCGUCCAGAUGCACAUCGAGACUCUGGAUGCGGUCCACAGGGAGAGCAAGCGCCUGCCGCCGAUCCAAAAGCCUAAGUUGCUGAGGCCCAUCCUCCUGCCGGGUGAGGAGCUUGUGAUGGAUGGAAUGCGAGUGCACCUGAUCUCCGAUGGCCGUGAGGAGGCCACGGGGGUCAUGGGUGGUCCACCCCUGUUGCCCGCCGAGGGCGCCAUCUUCCUCACCACCUACCGCCUCAUCUUCAAGGGCACGCCCACUGACGCGCUGGUGGGUGAGCAGGUGGUGACACGGUCGUUCCCCAUCGCCUCCCUUACCAAGGAGAAGAGGAUCUCCAUCACCCUCCCCAUGGACCAGUUCAUCCAGGAGGGGCUGCAGCUACGCUCCUGCACCUUCCAGCUGAUGAAGAUUGCAUUCGAUGAGGAGGUGGCGUCAGACCUGGCUGAGGUUUUCAGGAAGCACAUGCACAAGCUGCGCUACCCACAGCACGUCCAGGGCACGUUCGCCUUCACCGUGGGCCAGUUUGGCAAGAUGGCGGUGGAGCACAAAGCCAAGGACAAGAACCAGUCGCUCAAGACUCUCUCUAAAAACCUGGUGAAGAGCGCCAAGAGGACCAUCGGCCGGCAGUACGUGACCAGGAAGAAAUAUGCCCCUCCCACUUGGGAGAACAGGAGCAGCCUCCAGUCCGAACUGGACGAGGACGAGAUCUCAGUCUCGGAGGAGAUGGACCAGAGCUCCCUCACCCUCUCCUCCACCAUCCGCUCCUCAGACCGACAGACCAUGAGCAACGUGGUUGAGCGCGCCUGUUGCCGAGACUACCAGCGCCUCGGUCUGGGCACGCUCAGCAACAGCCUGACACGCUCCAAGAAUGAGCCCUUCCGCAUCUCCACGGUCAACCGCAUGUACACAGUGUGCAGGAGCUACCCAGGCUUGUUGAUCGUGCCCCAGAGCAUCCCGGAUUCGACCAUUCAGAGGAUUUGUCGCUGCUACAGGCAGAACCGCUUCCCCGUGGUCUGUUGGAGGAACUCCCGUACCAAGGCUGUUCUGCUACGCUCUGCAGGUCUCCACGCUAAGGGGGUGGUCGGCUUCUUCAAGUCCCCCAACGCCCCCACUUCAGUGCCCUCCCAGGCGGAUUCCACCAGUCUGGAGCAGGAGAAGUACCUGCAGGCCAUCAUCAGCUCCAUGCCCUCCUACAGCGAGACCAGCGGCAGAAACACACUCAGCGGCUUCACCUCCACUCACAUGAGCACAUCAGACUCGUCAGAUAAGCUGAGACAACCCAAGAUCGGCGCACUGAUGAAACAGGUGAUGGGAGCCAAGGAGGACAUGCCGGGGACCUUCAGCCGAGGAGCUCUGGGUCAAAGGGCGAGAGUCAUCUCCCUUUCUCAAUCCAAAGUGUCAGGCAAGGCCAGGAACUCUCCUAGAGGCAAGUGGGGCAGUAUCAGGGGCAGCGGGCGUCUAAGUGCCUAUAACCCAGACGUGGGGAACCGCCUGGCAGGGAAGGAGUCCCCGCAGCCCAACGGGGGACCUAGCGAGGCCCUCUUCCUCCGACAGCAGAAGGCCUACCUCUACAUCAUUGGAGACAAGGCCCAGCUCAAGGGAGGGAAGCAGGACGCGUUCCAGCAGUGGGAGGUGGUGCCUAUAGAGGUGUGUGAUGUGAGGCAGGUGAAGAACAGCUUUAAGAAGCUGAUGAAGGCAUGCGUACCCAGCUCCAGCAGUCUGGACGCCACCAUGAGCUUCCACCGCUGCCUGGAGGACUCCGAGUGGAUGAGCCUGCUGCACAGGGUACUGCAAGUGUCAGUUCUGGUCGUGGAGCUUCUCUACUCAGGCUCAUCAGUCAUGGUCAGCCUGGAGGAUGGCUGGGACGUCACCACACAGGUAGUGUCCCUGGUUCAGCUGCUGUCCGACCCCUACUACCGAACCUUCGAUGGUUUCCGGCUGCUGGUGGAGAAGGAGUGGCUGUCGUUUGGCCAUCGGUUCAGCCACCGCGGAGCCCAGACGCUGGCCAGUCAGAGCAGUGGCUUCACCCCCGUCUUUCUUCAGUUUCUCGACUGUGUGCACCAGAUUCACCUGCAGUUCCCCAUGGAGUUUGAGUUCAGCCAGUACUACCUUAAGUUCCUGGCCUACCACUACGUCUCCAACCGGUUCAGAACUUUUCUGCUGGACUCAGACUACGAGCGCAUUGAGCUGGGGGUGCUUUAUGAGGAGAAAGGGGAGAAGAAAAGCCCUCAAGUGUGCAAGUCCGUGUGGGACUACAUCGACCGACUCAACAAGAAAACACCCAUCUUCUACAACUACAUGUUCUCCCCCGAGGACGAGGAGGUGCUGCGGCCCUACAGCUACAUUUCCAACCUGAAGGUGUGGGACUUCUACACGGAGGAGACGCUCUCUGAGGGGCCCUCCUACGACUGGGAGCUGGUGAGGAGCCGUCAGGAGCACACAGCGGAGGAGACGCAGGAGAAACCAGACACCAGCGCCCCUAAGUCCCGACGCCAAAUCGUCUGGCCCUGCUACGACAGCCUCAGCAGGGUGGUCCCCGACGCCAUCACCAAGCUGCUCCAGGACUUGCAGAAUCUGGAGGCAGAGCUUGGCCAGCCAUCAGAGAAGUGGAAGGAGACGUGGGACAAGAUUAAGAGCGCCCAGCGCACUGAGGCCAAACUGGAGAGCAGGUCGUCGAUUUCCAGCUCUCUGCUGAUGUCAUCCAACCUGAGCCACCAGCGCCGCUCUCAGGGCGUGUACCUCCAGGACCCCGGCGUCAGCUCCUCCAUCAACCUGUCCCUGGACUGCGAGGUCAGCGCCACCUCCACACCUGUGGCAGGCCGACCCAGUACCAGCACCCUGUACAGCCAGUUCCAGAGCACUGAGAGCGAGAACAGGAGUUUUGAGGGCAUCCUGUUUAAGAGAGGGGCGUUGCUGAAACCGUGGAAGCCGCGGUGGUUUGUGCUGGACAAAACCAAACAUCAGCUGAGAUACUAUGAAACCAGGCAGGACAAGGAGUGUAAAGGGGUGAUUGAGCUGGCAGAAGUGGAGUCUGUUAUUCCAGGAGCGCCCGCCAUGGGAGCACCCAAAAACAUCGACGAGAAAGCCUUUUUCGAUCUCAAGACGACCAAAAGAGUGUACAACUUCUGUGCCCAGGACAGCCUGAACGCACAGCUGUGGAUGGACAGUGUUCAGAGUUGCCUGUCGGACGCUUAAGACAGAAGGCAGGACUGUGAGGACAGAAGCAACUCAGCCACCAAUGACUGAGCGGCGCUGAGGCACCUGAUGGACAUCUCUGCCGGCCAAUCCCGAAGGAGAGGGCGGGAGAGGACAGGGGGAGGGGGACGGGGUAUUAAGCUCCUUUCGGGGUCGGUGGUGUUGAACUAAUGAUGUUGUGUCACAGCGUUUCAGUGGUUUUUUUGUUAUAAAAACGGAAAAAGAAAAAAAAAAGAAAAACGAUUCCCCCCUGAACGACCACUUGCCAUCGUCUCACCGAGUCACUGACGUCCUGCGCUCCCUCUCCCGUUGUCUGACCACUAUUCCCCCCCCCCCCCCAACGUCUCUGUUUGAAAUGCUGCAUGACGCCGUUUGUCAACUACUAACGCAACCUGGGGCACUGGGCAGCACGCGAGCAUGAAGACCGAUCCACCCCAACCAACCCCUUCCUUCCACACACUCGCACCAGGGACGGUGGAAGGAUAUGCUGUCUGCUCAUGGACUAAGAGACGGGGGUGGCAUCUGCCUUGAAAACCACGUGCACAUCCUCAACAGGAUCUAGAUCGCCAUUGACUGGAUCAACCAAACUGCCGCAUGCAACCAGGAAAGCCCAAAUGCAACCCCACCCACCCACCACCACCACCAACCCCACACUGCCCCCGCCGCCUCUCACUGCCGGAUGAAGCUGAUUCGCCGUGCGCUCGGAGGAAAUUCGGCGCAAACCCGAACUGGUUCCUUUAGCCCAAGACAUUUAAGGGAGGUGUUCUCCACGGCUCAUGAAGGAAUUUACUUUCAUCCAAUUUUUUUUUUCUACUCUUUUCCAUCAGAUGUUUAAUUUGUCUCGGAAUGAGACGGACGUCUCUCAGCUCCCCUCCCCGAACGGCUGCGCACGACAAUAUACUGUGAAAGCCAUUUCCCCUUUCGAUCAAAGCAGGGCUCGUGCCAGUCCGCAGACAAGAUACCCGGUGUGUCGUGUAUGAAGUGUGUAUGUGGGAACCUUCACUAAAGAGUGUUUACAAAAAGAGAGGCUAUGGACAGUACUUUUCUCGCUAAGCUAGGCUAUUACUCUGCGUUUCUUAUCAGUACGACUACAACCACUAUGAUUAACCUUGAGCGCUUGGAGGGAUGCUACAGGAAGCGGCGUAACGUGUGUUGUGAUGAAUAGAGGAAGUAAAAGGCAUGUAUGGAAGGUUUGGGCUGCGGAGGGUGUAAACAGAUACCCGGACGGAGACCGGACACCGGCCAAAUCCCCCAACCGCCCUGAAGAGUGCUGGUCAGGACCCCUCGGGCAGAGGGACGGCUGCAUUUUAAUACUGAGCAGAAGGGAUCUUUCCAAGAUAUUUUAGGGAGUGUGGCAGUUGGUUUGUUUUGCUGUAACGUGUCCCACUAACCGGCAACGGAGACGCUUUGCCGACCUGCGGAGGGGGAGGGGGGGGGCGCCGUCUGGUGUCAUUUCACACAGCCCCUUAGGACACAGUUAAAACAGGACGUGCCGCAGAACAAAGUCCAGCAGGAAGAGAUCAAGGUAGUUACGCAUCCACUUACAGUGAACGUGUCAGACAUUGCUCUGUUCAGCAGUAUUUUACCGGGCAUAAAACGCGUUGAUGUUUCAGCCAGACGAUAGUCUCUCUCGCUCUCUCUCGCUCCGGCGGGGCUUCUGUCUAAACCAGUGUUUUUAGUUCGUCAGGGCCUGUUACAUUUUCACCAAGGUUGUAAUAUAGAGAAGUCUGCGUCUGCUAGAGAAUUAUAGAGAGUAUGUUUAGAGUGAUUCUGAGGUUGGAAAAAGUCACUUUUUUUAAAAUGCUACAGAAUUGUACGGUUAGCCUUUUUUUUUUUGGGGGGUUUGUUUUUUUUUUGGGACCCCCUCUCGCCACACAACACAAACACACCCACUCUCAUUGUUAACGCAAACCCUGACGUGUAAAAUACGGUUAUACUGCUGUCUUGUUGAACAUACAAUUUGAAUUGUAGAUUUUUUUUUGUGUCUAAUAACUCCCUUGUAUAUACUACUCCAGAUUUGUAUGUAACGUUUAUGGUAGUAAUUUAUUUAACGUCGUCUCCUCAGCAAGAAAAAGAAAAAAAAAAAAAAAAGAAAGAAAAAAAGUUCCUCAUGCACCACUUUUAUUAUUGAAUUAGGAAUCCAAUGUGCCAUUUGUUUAUUUCUGUAUUAAUGUGACUAAUGCUACUACUUUUUUUUUUGGAAGAAAAAAAAUGUACAACUAAAUCCUCAAUAUCUUUUUUUUUUUUAAACAUGGUUGUCCUUAAUAUCAACCCUAAAGCUAGACUGAAAUGGUGUGUUUGUAGGGGAUCGGGCCUUCCCAGCAGGAGGGGCUUCGUCCUCCAGACCGGUCCGCUGGUCCAGCUGCACCGGCCGGGUGGGUGUCCGAGAUGUAAGCGGUGCAAAUUAAAAAAAACAACAACACCAAAUUCAACCUCUGGUCGAGGGUUCUGGCGACUUAACGUGGUUUUGGUUCUCCAAUUCAGUUUGUGGUGUUUCAAACAGCAACAACGAGGCGAGACGGACUGGUGGGAAAAUCCUGUGGUGGGUUUGACAGGCACAAAUUAAUUUUAAAUUAAAUGUUGGCAUAUCACAGUACUAAAACAUUUCAUUUAGAAUGGCGGGGCUGUAAUUUUAAAUAAUGAAGAUGCUGAUACAAGGCUCUCUAUAAGUGCAAUAAAGUGUUUUGUUCUUCAGUUUAAGGUAAAUGUAUGCCGUCUUUUGAUGUUUUCUUUUUGUAAUUGGACAUUUUAAAUCUCGUUUAAACCGGAAGUCACGUGAUACACACACCCCGUUCCCUCGAAAGGCGGGUUGUCAUUGGAAGACGGGCCAGGCUGCAGUUGUUAGAGGACGGAACCGUUUUAAGGAAGACUUCCGUUGGUUUCCGCCCCCCUCCCCCUCCCCCCGGGUCUGUUUCCGGUUGUAUUUUCGUCCUUCCUGUUGGUUAUAGUGGGCUGUCUGACGUGUCGGUCUCAUCAUGGAGGUUUUCGAAGACCAGCCCAGGCGCAGGACAAACUAGCGUACAGGUUCAAGUCCACUUUAUCAAAACCUCUCAUUUGCCGGGGGGGAAACUUUAAAGGCAUUAGAAGUUAAAACGACAACUUGCGGAAACGAGCCGCCGUACUUAACCUAUUUGGCGCGCCAAAAUGUGAUCAGGCUUUUUGGUGACUCGCGUGGAAAACACUAGCGAGUUCGGGGGGGGGGGGGCAGCCGAGUACCGCCGCGGCCGGGGCGCGAACCCGUGGCUCCCGCACCGCGGCCGACAACGUUAACCAGUACACCAAAGGGUCCGACCCGUGCACAUUACACUACCGCCCCCGCCCUCCUUCGGCAAGCGUG